Saitozyma sp. JCM 24511 is the source of this 6539-nucleotide messenger RNA. The record is from the annotation of a GenBank genome assembly. Lineage: Eukaryota; Fungi; Basidiomycota; Tremellomycetes; Tremellales; Trimorphomycetaceae.
AUCAGAGAAACGACCCCGCGAGCGGGCAGAGAUUACGGCGGGACAACGGAGCUCGGAAGUUGGAGCUGAUCGAGAUGGACGGCGAACCUCCUCAAGAAGAGGAUUUCUCCCAGAUCCCGAUCAUCGAGCGUAGUCAGCACAAGAACUGGAAAGCCAGAUUAUCAGCUUAUACCGACGUCAUUGCAAAGUCCGCAAAGACAGCGUCCGACACUGACCCCUUCUUCCGCCCCUACGUCUCGGAUGGCUCCUUGCUGAAGAAAUGGUGUCUCGAUGCGAAUGCCGUCGCCCAGGAGAAGGGUAUUGAAGCGGUUACGGCGAUUGUGCAAUGUAGGAGCGAUGUCGUACCUGCGCUGGUGGACAAGUCGCUCGGCGCGGCGAGGGCGGGCACAAAGAAGAAGGGCGCGGAGCUGUGUGCGAUGUUCGUGGAAGUUGAGAAUACCGGGGAGGGAGUCAUGCCCAAAAUCGUCGCUGGGUCGGUGUCCGCUUUGAAAGAUGUCGUAGAGGCUUUUGGCGUGCAGUCGAUAGGCAACAUCAAGCCAUUACUCAAAGUGCUCUCCAAGAUCUUUGCCCACUCCGACAAGACCGUCCGGGCGGAAGGCACAUCACUUGUCCUCGUCCUUUACACCUACCUCGGCCCCGCCCUGCUCCCUGCUUUGGCCGACCUCAAGCCUGUUCAGAUGGCCGAGCUGCAAAAGUCGUUUGACUCGAUGGACGCAGAGGGAAAAGGUGCUGGAUCGGGGAAGCCCACCAGGUGGACUCGGAAAGUGCAGAGGGAGCGCGAAGCGGCGCAGGACGUAGGAGGGGGAAACGAUGCUGGGGAAGCAGUCGAGGAGGAAGCAGCUCCCAUUGAUCCGAGGUCGCUGCUCGAUCCUGUCAACGUUCUCUCUCUCUUCCCUUCGGAUCUGGACGAACGCCUCGCCUCGUCGAAAUGGAAGGACCGACUCGAGUCACUCGAGGAGUGCAACAAGGUCCUCUCCCAGCCUCAGAACGCCCGGAUAUCCGACUCCAACGUCGACGCCUAUGGCUCGCUCGUACAGACAUUAGGGGCGAAGUGCAAGUCGGACGCGAACGUCAAUGUCGUGAUUGAAGCUGCGAAGCUGCUCGAGGGACUCGCGAGGGGAAUUGGCAAGCCGUUCGGACGGUAUCGAGCGAUGGUCAUGUCUGGGUGCCUGGAGCGAUUGAAGGAGAGGAAAGCCACUGUCGUGGAGGCUCUGGGCAAGGCGUUGGAUGCGGUCUUCUCAACGACCGCCCUGUCUGAGAUCGUCGAGGACGUCCUUGCACAGAUGAAGUCGAAGAACCCCCAGGUUCGCGAACACACGCUCAAAUUCCUCCACCGCUCUCUCCAAACCACUCUCGACGCACCAGGCAAGGAUCAAGUCAAGCCGCUCGCCGAGGCAUUGGUUGCACUUCUAGGCGACUCGGUCGAGGCUGUCCGAACGUCCGCGGCCGAUUGUCUCGGGACAAUGAUGAAGAUCCUCGGAGAACGCGCUUUCAACCCGUACAUCGAGAACGUGGGCGAGCUGCAGAUGGCCAAGGUCAAAGACGCGUUUGCGAAGGCGGAGAUCAAGUACCGAGGAGGGGCAAAGGGACCCGCCCCGAAGGCUGCGUCCGCCGCUGCGCCUGUCAAGAAGGCACCCAUCGCGCGGCCGGCCGGUUCGCCCCCGAUCAAAUCUUCUGGCAAAUUCAACGUCCCCGAGCUUGCCGACGACUUCGCACCUCCCACUCGCGCCCCGCCGGCGCGAUUUGCUCCCAAGGCUGCACCUAAGGAUGAUGGCUUGCUGGACGAAUUUGCUCCGCCAGUAAAAGCCCCUCCGGCCCGAUUCGCUGCAAAGGCACCGCCCAAGGCUACUGGCUCUACGCCCUCUUCCCCUCCUAAACCUACACCUGUCGCAAGAAAGCCGCCCGCGGCGGCUGGGCCCUCCAAACCGGCGGCAGCGGCCAAACCCGUGGCUCCCGCAGGCAAGGCCGGACCUUCCAAAACCCUCGCAGUCUCUCCCUCGGAACCUGUCAAGUACCGCUACUCUUCCGAAGACGCCGCCGCCCAAGCAGCCGACAUCAUCCCAGCGGAUAUCCAGACCAAGCUCGCAGAUGCUGCUUGGAAGAUCAGACUCGAGGCGGCGGAAGAGCUGGUCAAGUGGGUGGAAGAGGAGGGCGGCGCGGACAAGAUCGAAAGCGAAGUGAUGAUGCGCUUCCUCGGCAAGACGCCGGGUUGGGGCGAGAAGAACUUCCAGGUCUCGGCCAAGUUGUACCAAGUCAUGGCGUUGAUGGCAGAGAAGAGCCCAUCGUUUGGGAAGCCUGCCGCGGCGCUUUGUAUCGGUCCGCUCUCGGACAAGUUGGGCGACUUGAAGCUCAAGAAGCCCGCUGGAGACGCCCUCACCGUUUUCGCGGAAAAGACCUCCCUCGCUUUUGUCCUCGCGCAGGCAUACGAACCCAUGACGAAGCAGAAAGCACCCAAGGCCCAGGCCGAUGCGCUCGUCUGGAUCAAGCAGCAGCUUACCGACUUUGGCAUCGCAGGGAUUCCGCUGCGUGACCUGAUCAGCUUUGUGAAAGGCGGGCUCGGCUCACCGAACGCGUUGGUCCGAUCGAGCGCUACUCAGGUGCUGGUGACGGUCAAGAUAUUCGUGGGAGCCGACAUAUCGGGUUUCCUCGAGGACCUCAAUCCCCAGCUCCUCUCCACAAUCAACUCGGAGUUUGACAAGGUGUCUGGGCAGACCCCUCCGGAGCCUUCGAAAACCCAAGCCGACCUGCAAGAGGCCGCGUCGGGUCCAGCGAAAGUCGGAGGCAAGUCCGGCGGAGCGGAUCCCCUCGACGAUCUCAUUCCUCGCGUGGACCUGGACAAGCUGGUCAAUCAGACGUCGGUCAUAGCCGACUCGCGGAGCGAUGCGUGGAAGACGAGGAAGGAGGCGUUUGAGGCUCUUGCGGGCUUGUUGGAGAUCAAAUCCAAUUCGCGGCUGAAGCCCAACAUGGGUGAGAUUGGCGGAGUAUUGAAGAAGGCCAUGGCCGACACGAACCUGUCGGUGAAGAUGCUUGCACUCGGAAUCAUCUCGAAGAUCGCGACCGGCAUGGGCCAGCCGUUUGAGAAGUACACUCGACUUCUCAUUGCGCCAAUCGCAAGCGUCUGCGCCGACCAGAAAGCCACCACGCGGUCCGCUGCGCUGGCAACUCUUUCUGCCGCGGCCGAUGCGUGCGGCGGUCUCGACGGCAUGUACGGAGGGCUUGCGACGAGUCUGGAAACCACCAAUCCGGCACUGCGCUCCUCGGUCCUCGGCUGGAUGGCAGAACGACUCCAGGCGGAGCCACCGACGGCAUCGUCUGAUCUCGCAUCCUUGGCCGGUCCCAUCAUUUCCUGCCUCGAGGACAGGAACGGCGAUGUGCGCAAAGGUGCCGGAGCCGUGCUCCCGUUCGUUGUGGCCUCGGCUGGGUUCGAUCACGUCAUGGACCAGACAUCGAAUCUCAAACCCGCAUCAAGAGCGACCAUUAUCCCUCUCAUCAACAACGCGAAGGCUUCAGCUCCUGCCCCUGCGCCGGCAGCGGUGGCUCCUCCACGUGCUGCUCCCUCGGCGCCGGCCGUCAAGCCGACCAAGGCGCCAGCGCCACGCUCAGCUCCUGGGAGCCCUGCUCCUGCAGCCGUUCCUACGAUCAAGCCUCCUGCCAGGUCCCUCGCGAUGAAGGCGCUGUCAUCGGCUCCGUCGACGCGUCCUACGUCAGGCCUCGGCCUCGAUGACCGAGCCUCCGGCCUGCCCAAGCCUAGAACCAUCCCCCGGCCAGCCUCUGCUGCGUCACAGCCGCCUCCCACAGCGUCCUCCACGACGUUUGCAUCCUCCAGUACAUCACGAGUCGCGCCCUUCGUCACGUCGUCACUCGAAUCUCGCACCGCACGACAGAAGAAGGACGCCGUUCGAUGGGUCCUCGAAUCGUCUCCAAAGCCCGAGCUCACCGAAUACCUGCAGUCCCAGAUGGAGCAGCACGUCACGCCAGAGCUAUUCGCUCAGCUCUUCAGCAAGGAUCGCCGUGCCGAGGAAGACUUCAUGGCGGCGUUGUCCGGCCUGGCCGACUUUUACAGCGACAAAGCCAUCUCGUCAUACCACCUCCCUGGGAACGAAGUUUCCGCUAUCCAGCUCGCGAACGUCGAUCUCACUCUGAAAUACGCCGCCAUCAAGCUGCUCAGCAACAAUACUCAGAUGGCCAUGCGGUGCCUCGAGGUCAUCGGGAACGUCGUCGACACGAUGCAGAACUUGAACGAGAGGUUCUCCGACGCCGAAGCCAAGCUCUUCGUCCCGGCUCUGAUCUUCAAGCUCGGCGACGCCAAGUUCGGAGCCAAGCUCAUGCCAAUCUUUGAGUCUCUCGACAAGGUGAUUCCGGGCUCGCAACUCGUACAAUUGCUUGUCCAGUUCGGUCUCGAGGACAAGUCGGCGGGCAAGACGUGCAAGAACGAGUCGCUCGCGCUUAUCGAGAAAGCAUACAAAAAGCGAGGAUCGAUCCUGCGUACGAGGGACGAUCGGAACUUUUACGAAGUCGUGGCGAGAUGCAUUUCGGAUAGCGGCACGAGAAACGCCGCGCUCAGCGUCAUGGCUGCCCCGGGGAAAGGGGAAGAGGAGAAGCGUGCUGAUCAGUGCAGACUCUUGCAACUCCAAGGCGGGUCCAAGAGCCUCGAGGCGGUCAUCGAGGGUAUGCCGCAGGGCUCCAAGGACAUGUUGGCGAAUCGAAAGGCGACCAUGGCUGCGGCGAGAUCUGGAGCUGGCGGUCCGCUGGUAGCCAAGGCAUCGGCCGAGGCUCUCGCCACGGCGGACUCGCCAUCCCGAUUGCGGCGACCUGGGGCAGUGGCGAGUCCCGGAAUCCCGCCCAGGGGAUCCUCGCCCGCCGUCAAGUCUCCAAUUCCGCGGAAAUCAGACUCGCCGAGGAGUCGUCUGGUCCCCCCUUCGACGUCAUCGCCUGCGCCUUCGCGAGGUAUCCCCGCUCCGUCCGGUGCACUUCGCGCGGCGACAUCGGCUCUCCCCACGCAGAGUCGACUGCAGCGUCCCUCCGACGUCUUCGGCGGAAAGCUGUCGCUUCAGCCUCUCAACCGAGGAGCGUCGCGACCGUCGACUGAGGUCGAGAUCGAGACGCCACCAUCCCCGCCCAAAGAGAACCCUCUCAUGUCGCUAAUAAAUGAAGUCCAGCACGACGAUCUGAACCGCGUGGUCGACUCGCUCAAGGUCCUGCAGCAAAAGCUCGACGAGAAUGCCGACGCCUUCCGGGACAACGUGCAGACUUUGACCGAUACCCUCAUGGAUGCCAUGGACCGAGCGUUCUCCCCGCCCGAGAACCUGCGCGACUCGCAGUACUUCCGGCUCGUUAAGCACCUGAUUCAGACAGUGUCAGCCGUCACGUCCAACCAAGACUUGAUGCGUCGUCUGUCGUAUGAUCACGUCUACGCCGUCAUCUCUGGUCUUUCGCUGCACCUCGUCCAGGCCGAUCGACUUGGCGGUCACGUCUCGGAGCUGUCCCGGUUCAUCAACAUGAUCCUGGUCCAGACGCUCUCCACGACGGAACGGCAGAUGGUCUUCCGAGCGAUGUUCUCCCUCCUCUUCGAGCUGGUCAGGGACUUUGAGGUGGAUCGGACCCCAGCCGACUCUGCGGCCGCGGCUCACGCCGACCUGGUCAUCAAAUGUCUCUGGAAGCGGUGCAAGGUCCUCGACGACGAUUUCAGGACUGGCAGACUGCGGAUCGGUCCCCUGCUCAGAGUCCUGGAGGACUUUGUGCAGCAGAUCUCGCCGUCGGAGUUCAGGAGGAGGGCAACGGAAGGCGUCGCGAUGGGUGAUAUGCCGCUGAGGACGGUCAAGACGGUUCUGCAGAAGAUGGUCGCUUACGGCAAUGAUGUCGGCUUGGAGAUCUAUGAUGAGCUGCUUAGAGAGUUUGGCGAGAACGCGGCAAACACCAUCGUGUACAGCUACAUUUUCCGCCUCGCUAGUCAGGUAGCGAAAGAGGAUACAGCUCCGACUUCGGCUGAGGCCUCCCCGCCUGCACAGGUUGAAACUGAGGCGGAGAAGCUUGUUCGGAAAUUGAUUCGGUCCAACAACCAGAGUCAGCAACUUGACGACCUGUACCAUUUCGUCAAGACGAGUCCGGAAGCAGAGGGGGAGGUGCAGGCUGUGCUUUCUGCGAAGCUUUCUGCGCCUGUGCAGACCUACGUCCGGCGGAUGCUCGAGCAGCGACGAGCAGAGGACCAUCCUUCGCCGUCGCGGCACGACACCGCCUCGCCGAUCCGCUCGCCGGCCCGCCCAGACUCUGUCCCCGCUCGAGCCAUGGCGCGCAAAUCGUUCGGCCCCCGCCCGUCUUCCGUCGCGAUCGACAAGUCUGCACCGGUAGACGAGCAGAUCUCGCACAUCAAGAACAUCUUUAGUCGUGGUGGUGCGGGAUCGGGCUCGGGCUCGGGUUCGGGACCCGGUUCGGGAAUGGGGUCGUUUGAGGCUUCGACUACACCCCCCGGACAGGGACAGAACUCGCAUGGGAGACCGUUGAGCGAGAUCAGCCCGCCAGGCCAGAACCUCGAUGUGGAU